CUUUCUCUCUCCCUCAUUCCCUGAGCCCAUUCCUCACAUUCCUGCUCCAAGCUGCUCCGUCAGAGCUGGAGAAAUACUGCGCUAAUUCGGUACACAUUCUGCCCUUAAAUGACACACCACGACUGCCUGGCUGCCUGAGCUCUUCUCUCGUAAGAGGAUUGGUCAGCUAUCCCCCUCUGAUCAGGUGGAGUCCUCGGCCCCCAAUUUGUGAACUGCCCCUCCAUCAGAGGUCUCCUGUAACCCCCCACCACCACCCUGUCUGCGGAGUGGGUAUCGGCGUCCUCUCCAGGGGGCGCCAGCGAGGAGCUGAGUGAAGCUUUGGACAAGCCUUUGGAGAACGAUGCAGAGGGCGUGUGGAGUCCUGAUAUUGAGCAGAGCUUCCAGGAGGCACUGGCCAUCUACCCUCCCUGUGGUCGCCGCAAAAUCAUCCUCUCUGAUGAGGGCAAGAUGUACGGACGUAAUGAGCUAAUAGCACGCUACAUCAAACUGCGAACAGGAAAGACGCGGACGAGGAAACAGGUGUCCAGUCAUAUCCAAGUGCUGGCGCGGAGGAAGGCUCGGGAGAUACAGGUGAAACUGAAGGACCAGGCAGCCAAAGACAAGGCCCUCCAGAGCAUGGCCAACAUGUCAUCAGCACAGAUCAUCUCUCCUACUGCCUUCCAGAACAAAAUGGCCCUGCAGAGCCUCUCACGGCCCGCAUACCCAACUGCUGGUGGGUUUUGGCAUGGAGCACUUCCAGGUCAACCAGCGUCUACAGAGGACAUCAAACCAUUUUCGCAACAGAACUACGUCAUGCAAGCCACAGGUCCUUCCAUCACAGGUUAUGAGAGUGCGUCAGGUCUGUCUAUGUCCCCUAGUGCUCCCCCUUGGCAAGGCAGAAGUAUAGCUAGCUCUAAGCUGCGGAUGUUGGAGUUCUCUGCCUUUCUGGAGCAACCACAAGACCCGGAGAAUUUCAACAAGCACUUGUUUGUGCACAUUGGUCAGUCAAACCCAACAUAUUCUGACCCUUAUUUGGAGGCUGUGGACAUCCGGCAGAUCUAUGACAAAUUCCCUGAGAAGAAAGGAGGUCUGAAGGAGCUGUUUGAGAAAGGACCAGCAAACGCGUUCUUCCUUGUCAAGUUCUGGGCGGACCUCAGCGUGAACCUCCAGGACGACAGUAGUUUUUUCUAUGGUGUCUCGAGCCAGUACGAGAGCUCAGAAAACAUGAUCAUCACUUCCUCCACUAAAGUCUGCUCCUUCGGCAAGCAGGUGGUGGAAAAAGUGGAGACGGAGUAUGCACGGUUUGAGAACGGGCGAUAUGUAUUUAGAAUCCACAGAUCACCUCUAUGUGAAUAUAUGAUCAACUUCAUCCACAAACUCAAACAUCUACCAGAGAAAUAUAUGAUGAACAGCGUACUGGAGAACUUCACUAUUCUACAGGUUGUUACGAACAGGGACACUCUGGAAACAUUGCUGUGUGUGGCUUACGUAUUCGAAGUGUCAACCAGUGAGCACGGCGCCCAGCAUCACAUCUACAGACUGGUCAAAGACUGAUACACUGAGGCUCAGGCCAUUAGACCCCUUUUUACCACUACAACUACUACUGCUACUACUACUACUACAGUUAAAAGCACCACAGCUCCCCCUACUGACUGCAGUCAUAGCCUUCUAUGCUUUAGUCAGGGAUGACAAGUGCAUCAGGGCAAACGACUCCACAGCAUUGCUGUCCAGAGGCCUGAGCAGACGAGGCUUCACUACAGGAACCUUACAGAAUGGGAACCAUUGGAACGCUUGAGAAUGUCAGGAGGUCACUGUGCAUGUUAUGACAGGCAUUUUGUGUUCUCUUGUGUUUUUCUUUUUGUAUAAUGGAACCUCUGAUUAGAAAGAAAAUGCAUGAAGAUGUUUUUUUUUUUUGCUUCCUCUUCUUUAAUCCAGUUUUACUCGAGUGUUUGUUAUAUGUCUUUUCACACAAUUGCAUGUGUGACGUCCUGUCUGGUGCUCACCUAGUGACCACAGAUAUAUAUCAAAUCUUGUAUAGACUCCAGAGUGGAGAAAAAAAGGUACACCAAAAUGUGACUUUUAUUUGGCUCAAUUCCGUGUGGUCAUUUUACAAUAUUUCAAGCAAUUAUGCAAGACAAAUUUGGUAUUUAAAGACAGUUCUGGGAGAGUAGUUUUUUUAUAGCUUCGGUUUAGGAAGCUUGGAGUUAGGAGCUAAAUUUGGUGUAUUAAAACAUGGAAAAAACCAUCUUAGCAGUGCAAGGGGUCUUUGAGGACUGGAGCUGAAAACUACUGACAUAUAGUGUUUGACUCAAAUUCAUUAUGUACUAUUUAUCAUUUAUCAAAAGAAAUCAUGAUGUAUUCUUUUCUAACUUGAAGCAGAAUUCUGUCACAUGUGCAGAAAUAGACAGAAAGAAAGCCACAAGUGUGCCAGUAUGAGCCUGCACAUAGAAAACCGGGAAGAUAAACUUGGAACUUUGCAUAUCAGGACUUGACUACAGAGUCAUGUGUUUGAUUGUAAUUUCUCUAUAUCAAUGAGGAAGCUAAAUCUACCAAAAAACAUUUUGACAAAUGAAAUUAAAUGAAGAAAAUGUCACAGUC
This is a messenger RNA of Pangasianodon hypophthalmus (striped catfish), 2577 nucleotides long. Its product is annotated as transcriptional enhancer factor TEF-3. Gene Ontology annotation, cellular component: transcription regulator complex. Lineage: Eukaryota; Metazoa; Chordata; Actinopteri; Siluriformes; Pangasiidae. Gene Ontology annotation, molecular function: RNA polymerase II cis-regulatory region sequence-specific DNA binding; DNA-binding transcription factor activity, RNA polymerase II-specific. Bases 448 to 1533 code for a protein of 361 amino acids. The transcript is spliced from 12 exons. Gene Ontology annotation, biological process: hippo signaling; regulation of transcription by RNA polymerase II; embryonic organ development. The record is from RefSeq and is a predicted model, not a curated record.